AUGAGUGACGCCAGUAGUGAAGAGGCUCGGGAGCGACUUCUGUUUGAGAGCCUCUUGGAACUGUCGGGCGAGCACAGUGUGAUACACCACAAACCCCUUCAGCCAGUAGUAAUGCAGCCCGUCGAGUCCCGGACUUUUCCAGUUCGGGGCCCUACGGACCGCCUCGGCUACGUCAUCCAGCGUUAUAAUGACGGGUCAUCUGCUGCGGGCUGGUGGGUCCAUGGGCGUUAUACUCGCUCAAUGACUCGCCACAACUUCCGUCCAAGAGCCCUCGCUGUGGUUUACGGGCUCUGA
Parnassius apollo (apollo) is the source of this 294-nucleotide messenger RNA. Lineage: Eukaryota; Metazoa; Arthropoda; Insecta; Lepidoptera; Papilionidae. The record is from the annotation of a GenBank genome assembly.